This is a messenger RNA of Hordeum vulgare subsp. vulgare (domesticated barley), 1736 nucleotides long. RefSeq names its product suppressor protein SRP40-like. NCBI's taxonomy places the organism in Eukaryota, Viridiplantae, Streptophyta, Magnoliopsida, Poales, Poaceae. The record is from RefSeq and is a predicted model, not a curated record. The transcript has a single exon. Bases 86 to 1411 code for a protein of 441 amino acids.
GUCGUCUGGCUAGUGUGAGAGUGCGAUCUGCUGAUAAGUGUGCGUGUGAUCCCCGCCCGUGAAUGCGCCUGCCUUGCCGCCGGCAAUGACCUCCGCCGUCGCGAGUAACCUUGUCCCCGCGGCACCCGCCGCGUCCGCGUAUGGGUGUCGCCGCGCCUCGUUCGGCCGUGACGCGCACGCGCCCGAGGAGACGGCGCCGGCGGCUGUCGUCGUCGUUUCUUCUGCUUCGCCCGUGCACCCCGCCGUCGCCGCGCCCGCCAUCUCCAAGGACUUCAUCGACUUCGAGUUCAGCCUCGGCGGGGGCGGCUGUGCCGCCAGCAUGCUCCCCGCGGACGAGCUCUUCGCUGACGGUAAGCUGCUCCCUCUCCGCCGGGCUGAUGCUGAUACUGCUGCUACCGCUGCCGCGCCUGAGCCGGAGGCUGCCGCGGCGACGGCACCUCCCGCGCGGCUGUUGGAGGCAAUGCCGGCGUCGCCGGAGCCGAUGAGGCCGAUCCGCGGCGGCGCGGCGGCUGGUGCUGCCGACCAGUACGUGUUCUCGCCCAAGGCGCCCAGCUGCUCGAGCCGGUGGCGCGAGCUGCUCGGGCUCAAGAGGGCGGCCGCGGCGCAGAGCCCCAAGUCGACGCCCUCGCAGUCGCAGUCGCCGUCGCCAGCGGCCGCAUUGGCAAAGACCCCCGGGAGAACGACGGCGACGACGGGCUCGUCGGCGGCGAGGUCGCUCAAGUUCCUCCUGCAGCGGAGCAACGGCGGGCGGGCGUCCACGGGCACGGCCUCGGACCUCGCGUCGGCGCCGCUCCUCCGCGACAGCUCCGACUCGGAGGCCUCGCUCUCGCUCGCCUCCUCCCGCUUCUCGCACUCGUCCUCCUCGUCCUCCUCCGGCCACGACCACGACGACGUCAACCCGCGCUUCUCCCUCGACUCCGCCGCCGACCCAAACCCACCACGCCUCCGCCUGGUCCGCUCCUCCCACCGCCACUCCACCUCCAGCCGCGCGGCCCACAGCCCGGCGCGCCGCCGGCCGUCGCCGCCCAGGCAGCAGGACGCGUCCAGAUGCCUCUCCGUGGACUCCCCGCGCAUGAACUCCUCGGGCAAGAUCGUGUUCCAGCAGGGCCUGGAGCGCAGCUGCAGCUCCCCGUGCAGCCUCCACGCCGCGGCGAGGUCGCGGUCCAUGGCCCGCGCCGUCGACCGGUCCUACUCGUCCGGCGUGCGCGUGGCGCCCGUGGUGCUCAACGUUCCGGUCUGCUCGCGGCCGGUGUUCGGGUUCUUCAAGGACAAGAAGGAGUCGGCGGCCAGCAAGGACUCGUCGUCAUCAGCUCGGUCGUCGUCCCGGGCGUCAACCCUUGGCCGGAAGCAGACGCCGACGCCGACGGCGGCGCAGCGGUGGAGCGGCGAGCUGCCGAGGCCGUGCGGGUGAUCCGUCCGUCCGGUCCAAGAGACGGCGGGCGAUCGUGCAUGGAAAGCGACGGGCUAGGCUAGGGACGCAAUGAUGGACGAAAAGAUGCAUAGCGCUUUGGACGUUUAGUUGGUUUUUUAACUGAUUUGGUUUGUUCUUUCUUUGGGAUGCUGAUGAGAAGGUCUAAUCAAUUGACUGUUUUCUUCUUUUUCGUUUUCUCUUGACUGUAAAUUUGGAGUUUUGUCCUUCUCCUAAAUCCUCAGGUUCUGUUGUAGCUAGCUAGCGCAUCUGAUUCUGAUUUGGCUGCUUGCAAGAAGAAAAAAGAUCACAAGAUGUUUUCUCCAAA